UGUAUAUGGUAGUAAAAUAUAUAGCACCGAAAAUUUCAAUCUCAAUUCCACAAGCCAUGGAAUCCAGAAUCCCAGAAAUUUCAACCAGCAAGAUUAGUCACAAACUAAACUGUUCCUGUUUCUUCUGCAUCUUGUCUGAAACCGUCCCUUCAGUGAGAAGAGCCAAAAUUGCGCAAUACUUCAAACAAAUGCCUCUAAGAGACAACCAAGAACAUGUCCUAGUCUUAAGUGGCCUUUGGAAAAUCGCCAUGACUAAACCAAACGACCCAGAAUUUCCUUCCCUUGGCAUCUUCACAUGCAUGGCCAAACUCAUUAGUAAAGGUGUCACUCAUAGAACUUGGCUUCUUAGGCACCAGAACAUAUACAUACCCUAUUAUGCUGCGCAUAUCAUUGGUUCCUAUACCAUAGAGAAACCCAAGUUUGCCAAAAAAGCUGUUAAGUCUUUUGUGGUUAAGCCCUUACUAGAACUGCUUCGAGGUAAGAUAAGUUGGGUUGAACAAAGGGUCGCACUUAGAGCACUGGCUAAUCUAGCCAGCCAUGAAGCAACUUUUGAAGCUGUUAAAGUGCAUGAAGUGGAAAUCAUAGAAGCAGCCAUGAACAUAGCUUCUACGUGCCUUAACAAGGUAUAUGAUGUCUUUGUUGGGUUGAAAAAGUCACACAGGUUGAAGUACCAUAGAAACCUUCUAACUAGGGGGGUUGGAGGCUUGGAAUUGGAGAACAUAAAGGCGGAGGAAUGGGCCAGCCAGCUUCAAUCUUGGUCUCUCUAUCUUCUACACUGUUUUGCAUGCAGAGAAAGAUCUCUCAGGUUAAUCUGCAAGAAGAGAUUCUUGAAAGGCUUAUGUGGAAUGUGGGGGGGACUAACAAACCCUUCUUCACCAAGUGGAAUAGGACUAGUGAAAACUCUUUGUCACACCCAAAUGGGAAGAGAAAGCAUAGCAGGUUUGCAAGAAGUGGUAGAGAGUUUGUGUAAUGUGUCAAGAUCUUCAGAUGAAAGGCAACACAUGGCUGUUGAAAGUCUUAUGCAGCUUCUCAUCGACCCGGUUACGAGAUAUAAAGUGCUAGACAUGGUUGCUCCAGUGCUUGCUGAUUUGGUUGAACUAAGAGACAUCAAAGGGAAACAUCACAAAGUUGGAAAAACAAUCAUGCAUGUUCUCUUACAGGACUACCACAAAAUCAAGCUUUGCAAGGUGAGUUUGAGUGAAAGAACAAGGAGAAGGUUAGAAGAGUUAUUUGAUUUAAAGGUGGAGAGAGUCAAGAGAGAGAAACUGACGAGUGUGCAAGAAAUGAGAGAAAAAGAAGCCUUAUCAUGUGUCCUGAAACGAGAAGGGAGUGAGAGAUUUUUUGCUGGGGAGGUUGAAAAAGCUGUGAUGAAGUACUCAGAGGCUUUGGAUUUGUGCCCUUUGAAACUAAGAAAAGAGAGGAUUGUGCUUCAUAGCAAUAGAGCUCAGUGUUAUUUGCUUCUCAAGGAUGCAGAAGGUGCCAUCAGUGAUGCCACUAGAGCACUGUGCCUAUCCAGUGUAGCGCGUCCUCACAGUAAGAGUUUGUGGAGAAGAUCACAGGCUUAUGACAUGAAAGGGCUAGCUAACGAGAGCUUGAUGGAUUGUUUAAAGUUCAUCAACACAAAGGGGUUCAAGAUUCCGUACUAUGCAGCACGAUUCUUUAACAAGCAAAUGAAUAACACGUGGCUCUUUGCCUCAGCUAAGUCAAAGUGGUAUAGAAAACGCGAAGAAAUAAAAGAAUUAAAUGAUGUUAUGCAUUUGAGACAGAAAACGAGGAGAAAAAUGAAAGUAUAGGAAUGAGUAACAAUAAUGUAGAACAUUUCACUGAGAGAGGAGCAUGGGAGAGAAGAAAGUCUAGAAGGACGAGUGGAGGUAGAAAAAUAGUGAGUGGAAGUGUGAGAAGAAACUGACAGCGUGGAAAAAGGGUGAGGCAUGAGCAUGAAGUAAUUUAUUUUAUAUGCUAGCAUGCACAAUAUGUUUGCCUUCAUUCACAAGAGAGGGUGAAAAUGUUCUUCUAUGAUAAUUGCUUUUGACAGUAAAUUAGUAGUCAUAAAAGAAUGUGAAAAAGGAGAAGAGAAAUAUAGAAGUUGAUAAGAUGGUUUUUUUAGGUAAUUAUGUUCAACAUAUGAUCCGGGGUAACAAGUAAGACAGACUAUUCAUGUAAACCUCGUUGGUCUGAAUUAGCAUUUUAUGCCGGUGCUGAAUGCAAAAAUUAUGAAAUAAGAUAAUAUGCAUGGAAAAAGUGUACAUAAAUUUACUGAAAAUGAAUGUGCUUGCUUGUUAGUACAAAUUAUUUAACAUGUUUACAUCAUCAUCUGUUAUUAAGUAACAU
This is a messenger RNA of Cajanus cajan (pigeon pea), 2331 nucleotides long. RefSeq lists its product as uncharacterized. The record is from RefSeq and is a predicted model, not a curated record. Gene Ontology annotation, molecular function: protein binding. Lineage: Eukaryota; Viridiplantae; Streptophyta; Magnoliopsida; Fabales; Fabaceae.